AUGAUCCCACUCAUGCAAACCCUCCAAAAAACAAAAGAAACAAACAUCCUCUACGGCAUCCCUUUAAUCCCAGGGCAAAUCCCGCGCCUAAUCAAAAUCUCAAAAGAACUAUCUCAAAACCAAGGAAAAGCAACCCUCUCCCUAAUGAUCGACCACCCAGACCAGCUCCCUUACCUAGAAAGCCUGUCCAGGGAAGCAGGCAAAGCCGUUCAUAUCUUCGUCAAGGUUGAUACGGGGUAUCACCGUGCCGGAUUACCGCCUUCAGCUUUGAAUAAGAAUGGUCUCCUGGAGAAGAUUGCGGAGGCCGAGGCACAGGGCACGGUAAAUUUAUUGGGACUAUAUUCGCGCAAUAGUCUCAGCUAUAAUGGUUCGACGCCUCAAGAGGCGAUGAAGGCUUUAUCUAUUGAGAUUCGGGGGUUGAGGGAGGCAUUACGUGUCAACACAUCUCUCCUCCCGCAAUUGGAGGAAAAGGGGAGAAAAUUGGUGUUGAGUGUGGGAGCCACGCCGCAGGUUGUUUCCUCGCAGAAUUUGAUGCAGGGGGAUGAGUCUUGUGGGGAGGCGGCUGAAUUGAAGGAAUUGUUGAGUGGGAGUGGGAGUGAUGUUUCUGUUGAAUUGCAUGCGGGUGUUUAUCCUAUUUUGGAUAUGCAGCAGGUUUGUACACAUGCUGUUGUUGGGCGGCGCGGGGUUGAGCGUGAUGUUGUGCUGUCGGUUCUUGCGGAGGUUUGUUCUGUGUAUAAUGAUGAGAGGGAUACUGCUGAGGUUCUUGUUGCUGCCGGGACGCUUGCGUUGGGUCGGGAGCCUUGUGCUGGGUAUGAGGGUUGGGGGGUUGUUUCUUCUUGGGAGAGGAGUGGUGGGGAUGGAGGUGAAGGUGGGAGGUUGAUUGUGAAGAGGAUUAGCCAGGAGCAUGCUAUUCUUGGUUGGGAGGGUGGUUCUGAGCGGGAGAAGAUUCCAUUGAGCGUUGGGCAGGUUGUUAAGAUCUUCCCUAAUCAUUCUUGUGUUACAGGGGCUUAUUAUGGGUGGUAUUUUGUUGUUGAUUCUGAUGCGGAUGGGGAUGCGGCGAAGGUGGUUGAUGUUUGGGUUAGGGCUAGGGGGUGUGCGAUUACUGAUCCGUUGUUGGAUCCUAGGAGCAUUUGA
Messenger RNA from Penicillium antarcticum, 1134 nucleotides. RefSeq lists its product as uncharacterized. The record is from RefSeq and is a predicted model, not a curated record. The coding region runs from base 1 to 1134 and encodes 377 amino acids. The transcript has a single exon. Lineage: Eukaryota; Fungi; Ascomycota; Eurotiomycetes; Eurotiales; Aspergillaceae. Gene Ontology annotation, molecular function: D-serine ammonia-lyase activity. Gene Ontology annotation, biological process: D-serine catabolic process.